AUGGAGAAUAGUUAGUUUGUUUAUAUAUAGCGAACAAAGUAGAUCUAAGAUUUGCGAAAAUAUAUUGGAUAUCGGUUCAUAUUAAAUUUACAACAAAAAAUCGUAUAUAGUGUUAUAUAGACAUAGUUAGAGAAUAUUUCAAUAUAUUUUUCAAUAUCUAACCUUGAUGGCGAGUCAAAAUCUGUGCGUGUUUAUUUAAGCCUACAGUUUUUUGUUGGUGCUAUUUUAAGGUUAUUACAUUUUGACUCAAAUUAAAUGGAGAAUAUUUUUAUUUUAAAAAGAAACUAAGUUGCUGUGAAUAAAAAAAUACAUCCAUACAAGAUGCACGAAAGGCGCGUUGAAAAAAUUAAAGGUGGACACUAUGUUGCUACACACAGUCAACCCAUAGGAUAUCAACCGUAUACGCAUUCCAAUCGUGCUUACUCUACUGAUGGGGAGGAAUCACAUAAUGCCACAUCUGGCCCCGCAAUCGGGGGAUAUACAGUAGCACAAGAGUAUCCAUACAGUUCUGCGCGCAAAAUGAAUUUAUAUCAAAACCAUCAAAGGCCAGCUGAUGAAAGUAGUGUAAUUUAUAAUCAAAAAUGGUCAAAUGGUUCACCGCAAACACGUGCUUUAUCAGCGCUAAGUUAUGAUCAAGGCGGAGAUGUGAGUAGUGAAAUCUAUGUGACCAGUGCUGCUUACAGGGAACCUUCGGAGAUAAGUCGCUAUAGCCAUCGGCCACAGUCACGCGGGGCUUCACAUAGCGUUUACUCUGUGGCAAGCACAGCAAAAACUGGACAGAGUACUCAUUCGACAACGAAACGUGGAGUAAAAAUCGAUGCGAUGUCAGCUCCAAACCCAUUCUGCCCUAAUAUAAAAGGAGUUUGCUGCCUUAUGCUGCUUCUUAAUCUAGGCCUAAUUCUUGUAACAUUAGGCUUUGUGAUUGUUGUACAAUUUUAUGAACCUCUAUAUGUGUGGAUACUUGGCAUCAUAUUUUUGAUAUUUGGAUUUCUUACUCUCAUUGGGUGCAUGAUAUACUGCGUGCAUGUUUGCAGAGAUGCCAAAACACCUUCUCAAGUGCGCAACGAAAAUCUUUACUGGACACGGCAUUGGCAAAAUAACAUUGGCUAUGUACCUACCAAAGAAAUUUCUUAUAAAGGAAAUAAAUAUGACGGUUAUUCGGACCACUAUUCAAUAAGUAAAGUUAGCGGAAAGUAUUCAGACCGUGGCAGUAAUCAUUAUUAGAGAAAUUACUAUUUCUAUAAGUUAACGAAUUGGAGAGCGAAAUUUAUAUUUAAAACAAUUGUGAAUCCAUAAAAUCUCUAUAUUAAUCUAAAUUAUACUCAUACGUAUUUAACUUGGACCAAUUUGAGUCAUGAGUUGGACUUGAACGUUGUUGUACUUACCAGUUAAUAAGCUUACACCCAUAUAUAUAUGUUAUUUUACAAA
Messenger RNA from Anastrepha ludens (Mexican fruit fly), 1428 nucleotides. RefSeq lists its product as uncharacterized. The record is from RefSeq and is a predicted model, not a curated record. The transcript is spliced from 5 exons. The coding region runs from base 322 to 1224 and encodes 300 amino acids. Lineage: Eukaryota; Metazoa; Arthropoda; Insecta; Diptera; Tephritidae.